CUAGUGGAAACCACAGACGAGAGUGGAAAAACCAUUGAGGGACCUGUUGAUUUGGAGGUCAUGGUCAUCGAUCAGAAUGACAACCGACCAAUCUUCAAAGAAGGCCCAUAUGUUGGACAUGUUCUAGAAGGGUCUCCGACAGGAACCAUCGUGAUGAACAUGCUGGCAUUCGAUGCAGAUGAUCCCACAACAGACAACGCCGUCCUCCGUUACAACAUUCUCAAGCAGACACCCGAUAAACCGUCACCAAACAUGUUCUACAUCGACCCGGAAAAGGGGGAUAUUGUCACCGUGGUGUCGCCGGCUCUGCUUGAUCGUGAAACAUUGAUAGCUCCUCAGUAUGAGCUGAUAGUAGAGGCUAAGGACAUGGCCGGCAUGGAUGUGGGAUUGAUUGGUACAGCCACAGCUACCAUCGUCAUUGAUGAUAAAAAUGACCAUCCACCUGAAUUUACCAAAAAAGAGUUUCAGGCUACAGUAAAAGAAGGAGUAACCGGCGUCAUGGUUAACCUGACUGUCAAUGACAAGGAUGACCCCAACACUGGAGCGUGGAAAGCCGUCUACACUAUCAUUAAUGGAAACCCCGGGCAGAGUUUCGAAAUUCAUACCAAUCCCAACACAAAUGAGGGGAUGCUUUCCGUGGUUAAGCCAUUGGACUGUGAAAUUCUGGCAUUUCACACUCUGAUGAUCAAAGUUGAGAAUGAAGAUCCUCUCAUCCCAGACAUUGGUUAUGGAGCAAGCUCUACAGCCACAGUUCAGAUCAAUGUGAUCGAUGUGAAUGAGGGUCCAGUUUUUCAGCCUGAUCCAAUGAAAGUGUCAACACAAGAAAACAUUCCCAUUGGAUCUAUGUUGUUUACAGUAAGCGCCACCGAUCCAGACACUCUCCAGCACCAAACUAUACGGUUCUCCAUGCUAAAGGAUGAUGCAGGCUGGCUCUCCAUUAACCCAGUGAAUGGAACAGUCAACACAACGGCCCCACUCGAUCGGGAAUCCUCAUUUGUUCACAACAGCACUUACACCUCCCUGAUCCUAGCAAUAGACAACGGUACCCCUCCAGCCACCGGUACAGGAACCUUACAAAUUACAUUAGAAGAUGUUAAUGACAAUGCGCCGUAUAUCUACACAACCUCAGCAAAAAUUUGCGAAGACUCGAAAGACCUCAUCACUCUAGGAGCAUGGGAUAAAGACCUUCAUCCGAACUCCGACCCAUUUAAGUUUGAAUUGGGGAAACAAUCCAUGUCAGAUAAAACCUGGAAAAUCACACAACUCAAUAGUACCCAUGCACAAGUCAGUCUUCUACAAAAUCUGAAGAAAGCCAACUACAUUCUCCCGGUGGUGGUGACAGAUUCGGGGAAACCUCCAUUGUCAUACAGUGCUGACGUCACGAUUCAAGUGUGUUCCUGCAAGAAGGGAAAAGUAGACUGCAGUUCAGCAGAUGCCCCACACAUCAGCAUGGCCGUCGUCCUCAUGUUUACAAUCUACAGCCUAUUGUGUCUGUGAGCACCGGGAACUUUCAACACUGGCUAUCACAUCGCCAUGGAAACACGAAGAGGGGAAAGUAAAAAAAAAAAAAAUGUUUAUCCGAAGAUUGCAGUAUACAGUUCCUUCAAGAUCAGGCCUCAGUUCCUCCAGACUCUUUAAUUUGCAACCUCAAUUAGUCUAUAAAAUGGUACACCAGUCCUUGACAGCCUACGAUUCUGCAUUCUUUGUAUUAACGGAUCCCUGCCGGAGAUACCAGUGCUUACGAGAUUUUUUUUCUUCUUUUUGCCGAAAAGACGAUGAGACUAUUGUUAGGACUACUACUGCUCGAGGCGGAACACACUGAUCCUAUAGGCGCCUACACACAGUUUGUUUUUACAUUGUUGUACCGAUUAUCGAACCUAAAAGAGUUUGUCUGUCAGAUUUGCGUGUACGUGUGCUUCAUUUUAACACAGACUGCCUCCCCUAAACCCAGACGCAGCUCGUAGGCUGCGAGCGACGCGUUUCGAGGCAGCAUGUUGUGUGCAUUGAACCGAAACACUUUUAGAGAAGUACAGCGAAGGAUUCCUUAAUGGGUUCAUGUUAAUAAGAUUACCAAUCAGUAGUUGACAAGAAGGCAGCAAUGCAAAGCUGGGACAGCGAAAUAACGCAUUAAGGAUACAUCCACAUUGCAAAUAAAAUGUAAUAAGAUGCCACUUAAACACAUUGUAAGCCUGUCAGAAGUAAUUAGAGGGUAUUAACCCCUUCCUUAGCAGAAGACGAUGGUACUAGUAAACCAGUUGGUCAUAAUGGAAGGGAUUGCACUUAAUGGUACAUGCUUCAAAAUGUUGCAUCGAUGAGUUUCCUGCAUCGUAACAACGCCUUUCUCUGCGAGGAUAUCCAAGAGCCUGGCUUCUUCUUGGUGCUUCAGGGUCUGCAAAAUGUUAUUUCUAAGUGGUCUGUGCACUCUUGUGACAUAGAAGGUGUUAUAAGAAUAUGCAAUUGUGUCUUCGGGGAAAAGUAGAGUUUGUCGAGCGCAGUUUACUAUUUGAAUAUCUAUAAAAUUGUAAAAUAGAUGAUAAUAUAUAUAUAGAAUACAGCAGGUGGAAUAUUUUAUAAUGAAAAGCUCAAAGCGAGUCUGCCGCCUGGAUCGACUUCAGCUUUUAUUUUAUUUUGUAGGUAGUGAGAAACAGGUGCCUCUGGCCAUCAUCAACAUCUAUAUACUAGUUAAUGGUCCCAUUUUUUUUCUAGGACUGUCCAGCAAACCAGACCGGAAAAGGGGUCAGCAUUUAUUAGAAUUUGCAUUACAGGAGACAUUACUGGUCUGUACUGGGAUCCUCCCAGUAGCUGGAGACUGCGCUCUUUAAUAGAAGUGGUGGGAAGAACAAGGUCAUGGCUUUUCUUUAUUGCUCUUUUUGUUGUUUUUAUGUCAUUCAAAUUGGAACAAGUUCAAGACCUUAGAGCUAGGCUAGACUUUCCUUCACCCAGGCAAAAACACUCAGUUUCUGUGCCUGUUGACUUAUUGAUACCCCUGGCAAUGAUCAGUCAAGAUACAUCCUCCACCUAGCUAGAUUCCUGGAAUGGGAGCAGGUCCAGGAAGCUGAGAGAUGAGGAGGUGCAUUAUGGGUUUAUUGUCUUAACCUCUGACUUUGGUGUUAUUAGUUGUUGCUCUUUCUUUGAUUAAAAAGAAGAGGCCACACAAUGUCAUCGACUUAUAAGUCAAACCUAACAAGCUACUGUUUAUUCAUUUGGAACAAGAAAAAAACAAACAAAAAAAGAGCUUGUAAGGGGUAUAAGUUCAAUACCUCCAGUAAAGUCUUCAGGUCUAUUAUAAUUUGGGGAGCCCUCCCUCUCUAUCUCUCAACCUGGUGUGGACAGUAAGAGGACUACCACCCCGAACAAUCUACUGUGUUGGAGAUCGCCCUACCUCCAAACAACUCUCCAUAUCUUAGCUUUUUCUUGUGAAUUUGGCACAGGAGGAGCAGGCUAUGAAGGUUAACUCAACUCACACCAUCUCCUGACAAUUUUCCCGUCUGGAUGUGCCCCCAAUCACCCGAUGAACAAGCGAUACUAGUUCAUAGGGUGACCCUGCCGCUCGUGCAGGCACUUUAUUCAUAGUCUCUGGGCGGCAGAUUGUGUGGUCUAAACAGCAAAGCCAUGAUUCUGUAUCAGGACGAGGGAUCACAAAAAAGACCAUGUAAUUGUGCAGUCUCCUUCACUGAACGAGAAGCCGACUGCCGGGAAGGAACGCUUCCUUCCUGACUAUCGGCCGCUGCAUCGCCCCGUGUAGACCCAUCUUUACUCACUGCAUACAACUAAUAAAGUAAUAAUUAAAGGUAAAGAACCAAUAAGAGUCACACAGUAGGAUAAAAGCUAGGCAAAAUCAGUUUUCAUGUUCUUACAUAUUAAGCUGUAGAGCUCCAAGUACGAUAAUCAGUAAAAGAGUAGAGAAGCAUCACUAAUGGUUUGUAAUCUACUGUAAUCAGUUUAUCCAAAUGCCUUUAAAAAAAACAAUUUCAGAGUUUUAAAUUUUUUUUAUUCUUAUAUUUAUGUUCAUACACAACCAAAUUCUAAAGCCCCACCUAAUUGGAAAUUGGAUUUUCUGAAAUGUACGAACACCUCUGAGCCAAUUGCAAGAUCUUACCACAUUCUCAUAGAAAAGAGAAAGGGAGGCUCCAGGCAUCCAGGAUAUUUUCCUAUCUCAAAAAGUUCUGCAAUUAAUAUAGAGUAUUUAGAAAAUUACAGAAAGCUUAAACAAUAUUUAUCCCACGCUGUUAGCUGGUAGUAGGAAAAAAGAACAAAUACGGCUAGAAGUAAAAUAACAUAAGGCAUUCUUCAUGAAAAAAAGAAAAAAUACAUAUAGUAAAGGUUCCAUAGCCAUAAGGUGUGAAAAAAGCUGAAAGCAUCUGGCAUGCUUAAUAUGGCGUUAAGACACACCGAGAGGAAAGGUCGCAUCUUGGCAAAGUGCCCGUAGAAAGUGUAUUAUAGAUUGCUGGCUAAAUCUUAAAAUAAAGCACCUGAAAAGAAUUUGCUGUAAUGAAUGGUUAACCUUCUACUGGAAUAAAUGUCUGUUAGGUUUUCUUGGAAAAUGGGUUACACAAUCCAAUCACAGUCCAAUCCACAUUAGAGACGGUUAGAUAUGAAAUGGACAAUGUGUUCUUCAAAUACUUGAAAGAAUGCAUCAAUGCUUUCCGUUGAGUUGCAAAAUAUUUCUACAAAGAGCCAGUCUUUCCACUUUAAAGGAUCUGGUUCUUGGCUCGUGACCUGUCAAUGAUGGGUUCAACACUAGCAUCUUCGAUCUGAUCCAUCCAUCGGUGGUCUUGAAGACCAUUAAGUUGAUGGCAACUACCAAGACUAAUGUCAUGAUAUAUAGACCUAUGGUUUCCAACCCUUGACCACUGGCCAACCCUCUCUUUUGCCAUACACCACCCAUAAAGAGUAGAAGGAGUAGUAGCACGGUAGGAUCAUUCUUGCUAACAUAAUGGAUACAAGAAACCAACAUGUUUCUCAUUCCAUUUUCUUAAACUGUGAUAAAGAUUUAUCGGAACUGUUAGAUGUUAAAGAUUUAUCUAAACUUUAUCUACAUCCACGCAAUUAACACUAUUUGUCCCAUGAGGUCAUGCCCCUAUCUUGAUAACCCAGAGUUAUUUUGUACCCAAGGAUCAAGAAACUUGGAGGUUAGGAAUGUGGGAGGAAUAUGAUCCACAUCUGUUUAAUGAUUCCUAUAUUUUUUUUCUAUAAAAGCAGAUAAGUUAUAGCUUUUUUUAGGGCACAUUGACCCAUUGUGGAUUGCACCAAUUGAGGUCACAGAAUGGUUAAACAUAUUCUUGUACAUUUUUUUUUUUCUGGUGGGUGCAGUAGAGGAAUUAGGAACAUAUUUCAGUUUUGGGCCUCAUUUUGUAAAUAUGGUGUGUGAAAUACAUAGUAACAGAACCUUGACUGGAAUCAGUCCAUUGUAAAGGGACAGAUAUCCUCCAAUCAAUGGUCUUCUAUUAAAAAGUGCAAGUUCCACAGGUUCUGGGUGUUUGGCAUCUUCUAGUUCAUGUUCAUGGUCAAGAAUGAGAUUUUUCGACCAACAGUUCUGCUUAUCAAAAGAAGACAAUCUAAGACUUCUUAUUAUUUCCCAAGAAUAAUUAAUAUUCCAUAAUCCAUAAUCCGCCAUAAAACUUGCAUUUUCUUUUCUCUCCCAGUUGACUGUGAUGCAAAAACCAAAUGAAUGGUUCAAAUCAAGUCUGGUGUCAUAUUCCUCAACUUGGUAUGCCCUAUUGCUGGUCCUGUGCACCCCCUGGUCCUGUGCACCCCCUAAUUACAAAAUGCAUGUGAGAAUUUUAGGAAGUUUCCAGAAAAAAAAGUCGUCAUGAAAAAGUCUUGUUAGUAGUAGCUGUUUUAUCCAGCCAUGCAACCAUAUCUCCAAACACCAAGAGGCCACCUAGAUGUUUAGAAGUUGAAAUACACAGAGAGGUGCGAAUGCUACUUAGAGAUAUAGGAAGGCAAGAGGCUAUCAAGGUUGUUUUUUGCCAGAUGGGGUGAUUGUAUAAAGUAAGAGCCACUAGGAUUUACCAAAGUUAUUUCUUGAGAACAUUUAUAGGUAAGGCAGUGAAUCCUGCAGCCCUGAUCUAGAUUAGAUAUUUUGGUUACAGAUUUUUUUUUUAUGUUUUCAAUUGGUGUAUAACCUCCCUGGUUCUAAUGUAAGGUUGUUACUAGAUUCUCAUUAAUCUUUUAGACAUCACCUCCUCAUCAGUUGAACAAGAUCAUAAUUUAUUCCUGUAUCUGAAAAUUGUGCAAUUGCAUUUGUCUGUAACUGAAAAACCUAGAUCCGUAGAGAAACUAAGGCAUCUUAUUCUGGAUAUAUGGCAUUGUUGGUCUUCUUAUCCUAACGUGGACAGCAUUCAAUGAUUUAGUGUUGAAUAACUAUUCCACUGAUUGGUUCAUUAGUCACAAUAUCAAAAGAUGAAACCCAGCUGAAAAUGAUCUUCGGACAUAUCAUGGACACACCUAGGUGGAAUCCUGAAUCUCAGACUAUCACCUCUUUCAAGAAUAGAAGGAUGUGGAUCUCUAAAAGUGCCCAAAUUCCUUCAGCGAGACUGAGAAUUCUAGAAAUCUCUGACAUUUGAAUCAACAUUUUGAACCUUUCUUAAGAUUAUUCUGUCUGAGAUUUCCAGUGUUGGAAACAUCUUGGCACCACCAAAAGGGUUUGGGAACUCAGUAGCUGAAUGGAGGUCCAACCUUAUAGGAAUUUGAAAAGGUGAUCUUCUAGCCUAGCGUAUGUCUAUGACAUGUUGGAAGAUGACCUUUGGUUGCAUUUCCUCUUUAGGGGAUCCCUUAGGUAACUAAUAAAUCCUCUCUUAUAGGAAACACUUACAAAAUGGUUGCCUCCCUUGUCAGAAGGCAUACUAAAGGAAUCUGGAAAUUCUGAGAAACUUUUUUUAACUUUUUAUUUUCGGUCUAAUAUAAUUUACAAUAAAACAGUCAAUAUUUUUUCCAAGCACAUGUAGUUUUGACACCGAUUCCAGGCCUUAGUUGCUGAACUGCUUGCUGUUCCUGAGGUGUAAAUAAGCAUUUUUUGAUUCAUGAUGUGGUUGCAAAGAAACUUGUAAUUUAUUUGUGAAAUGCUGAAAUAAAGGAAAUCUGGACUUUUGCCUA
This is a messenger RNA of Bufo gargarizans (Asiatic toad), 7098 nucleotides long. RefSeq names its product cadherin 13 (gene CDH13). Bases 61 to 1497 code for a protein of 478 amino acids. Gene Ontology annotation, cellular component: plasma membrane; catenin complex; adherens junction. Gene Ontology annotation, molecular function: cadherin binding; calcium ion binding. Gene Ontology annotation, biological process: calcium-dependent cell-cell adhesion; adherens junction organization; homophilic cell-cell adhesion. The transcript is spliced from 9 exons. NCBI's taxonomy places the organism in Eukaryota, Metazoa, Chordata, Amphibia, Anura, Bufonidae. The record is from RefSeq and is a predicted model, not a curated record.